This is a messenger RNA of Brassica oleracea var. oleracea, 1635 nucleotides long. RefSeq names its product UDP-glycosyltransferase 89B1. Gene Ontology annotation, molecular function: UDP-glycosyltransferase activity. Bases 172 to 1590 code for a protein of 472 amino acids. The transcript has a single exon. The record is from RefSeq and is a predicted model, not a curated record. Lineage: Eukaryota; Viridiplantae; Streptophyta; Magnoliopsida; Brassicales; Brassicaceae.
GUGUCAUCUGAUGCUAGAUUAAGUGAAAGACCACACGGUACUCUCAAACAGAGUCGUAAGCAUUUUCUCCAUGUGUAUGAGCAACAUUGGGUAACGCAUCUAUUUAAAUCACUCUCUGUGUUCUCUUUGGCUUCAUCAACAUUCCGACAAGAAAAAAAGAAAAAGAUCGUUAUGACAGUCAACGCAGAAAACAUCAUUCCGACAAGAACGCAUGUCUUGAUCUUCCCAUUUCCGGCACAAGGUCACAUGAUUCCCCUCUUCGACCUCACCCACCGUCUCGCUAUCCGCGGCGGCUCCGCCUUAAAAAUCACCGUCUUAGUCACUCCAAAGAACCUUCCUUUCCUCUCUCCUCUCCUCUCCGCCGGUCUCAACAUCGAAGCUCUCACCCUCCCUUUCCCCUCUCACCCUUCAAUCCCCUCCGGCAUCGAAAACGUCCAAGACCUACCUCCUUCCGGCUUCCCCACCAUGAUCCACGCGCUCGGUGGUCUCCACGCGCCGCUUCUCUCUUGGAUCACGACUCACCCUUCUCCUCCUGUAGCCAUCGUCUCUGACUUCUUCCUAGGAUGGACUCAACACCUCGGGAUCCCUCGUGUCGAGUUCUCUCCUUCCGCCGCCGUCACUUGCUGCAUCCUCAACACUCUUUGGAUCGAGAUGCCAACCAUCGGAGGCGAUGAUGAGAUUCUCGAGUUUACCAAGAUCCCGAACUCUUGGAGAUACUCUUGGUCUCAGAUCUCUUCGAUCUACCUAAGCUAUGUUGAUGGAGACAAAGCUUGGGAGUUCAUAAGAGACUCGUUCAGAGACAACGCGGCGAGUUGGGGACUCGUCGUGAACUCUUUCGCCGACAUGGAAAGUGUUUACCUCGCACACCUGAAGAAAGAGAUGGGCCAUGAUCGUGUAUGGGCCGUAGGCCCAGUUCUUCCGGUGUCCCAGGGUGAUCGUGGUGGUCGGACAUCAGUUUCUGUCGAUCACAUGAUGUCGUGGCUAGACGCACGUGCGGAUAACAACGUGGUUUAUGUGUGCUUCGGAAGUCAAGUUCUGUUGACUGAAGAGCAGACUCUCGCUCUCGCUUCUGCGCUUGAGAAAAGCGGCGUGCAUUUCGUUUGGGCCGUCAAGGAGCCCGUGGAGAGAGAUUCGUCACGUGGCAACAUCCUGGAUGGUUUUGAAGAUCGUGUGGCUGGGAGGGGUCUGGUGAUCAGAGGAUGGGCCCCACAAGUGGCUGUCCUACAGCACAGAGCCGUGGGAGCGUUUCUAACGCAUUGCGGUUGGAACUCAGUGGUGGAGGCGGUUGUCGCCGGCGUUCUGAUGCUGACGUGGCCGAUGCGAGCGGACCAGUAUACAGACGCGACUCUGGUGGUGGACGAGUUGAAAGUGGGCGUUCGUGCCUGUGAAGGACCAGACACAGUGCCUGACCCGGUGGAGUUAGCUAGAGUUUUUGUUGAUUCCGUCCCCGGGAAGCAAACGCAGAGGAUACGAGCCAUGAAGCUGAGGGAAGCAGCGUUGGAUGCGAUCGUUAACCAAGAACGUGGAAGCUCGGUUAAGGAUAUGGAUGGAUUCAUCGAACAAAUCGUUAGCUUAGGACAAAAGAAAUGAUGCAAUCUAUGAGAGUGUACUCUGUUUUUUUUUUUUUUUUUUUUU